Messenger RNA from Verruconis gallopava, 1102 nucleotides. RefSeq lists its product as uncharacterized. The transcript has a single exon. The record is from RefSeq and is a predicted model, not a curated record. NCBI's taxonomy places the organism in Eukaryota, Fungi, Ascomycota, Dothideomycetes, Venturiales, Sympoventuriaceae. The coding region runs from base 175 to 906 and encodes 243 amino acids.
CAGAUAGCUUCGCCAUCGAACGACGAACGAGUGCUUAAUUACUGGCUCAUCGCUUCCCUUUCUCUUUCUUCAUCUCCAUCUCUGUUUUCUAGACAUCCCCUGUCCUCUCUUCUACAUACAUCUCAUUCUUGUGCUUUGCACGUCUCUACCUAGCGUACAAUCUCUCUAUUCGUGAUGACCGAGCGCGCCCCUACAACCACCGUGAGCGCCAAUGGUACCCUCCCACUGCCGCCGGAGGAGCCCCCAGUUUGUGGUCCUACAGAUCUGGGCGGUGAGUCGAAAGAAUCCACGUAUGCUCUUCCCUCCGCCGAAGUCCUCGCCAAAGCGUCCAAGAUGCCCGUUCUUGACUCUGAGGGCAAGUCGCACUCCCUGCAAAGCAUAUACGAGAACGACUCAGGCGCUGUGCAGCGUAACCUGAUCAUCUUCAUCCGCCACUUCGCUUGCACAGUCUGCCAGCAGUACGUACGCCACCUCGCGAAUGCGCUGCCUCCGCUCAAACUGGCCGCUCUGUCUCCACCAACGCGGAUCACGAUCAUCGGAAAUGGUGACCCUUCGAUCAUAGAGAGGUACAAGAAGGAUGUGCCAUGCCCUUUUGAUCUGUACACCGACCCGGGCGCCAAACUGUAUGCACAGCUUGGUAUGAUCAGAAACUUGGGAAUGGGCAAGGAUGCGCCCGAGUACGUCGAGGGCAAGAGCAUGUUGAAAUUAAGCUGGGACGGAUUCGUCAACGUGCUUAAGCAGCCGCAGAAUGCAUUCAAGAUGGGCGAUUGGUCGCAGAUUGGUGGAGAGUUCCUAUUCAUAAAGGACGAAGAGGAGUGGCGUUGUACGUGGGCGCAUCGGAUGAGAACAACCAGGGACCACGCCGAGGUCAGGGAACUCAAGAAGGUUUUGCAAAUAGACGAGUGAAUAUAGGGGGAGGAUUGCGGCUUCAUUAUGAUACCCUCUGUGCUUAACGAUUGCAAAAAAGGCGUCUUCAUGCUUCCGCCAGGUAAGCAUCAACGAUUGACUUGUGUUUGAUUGAUUUUAGGGCGUUUUAAUGUACUUGUAUGUCAAAUAAUGUUGUACAUAGCGAUCAUAUACCAAAAAUUACGUUCAAUUAUCU